This is a messenger RNA of Oryza brachyantha (malo sina), 2882 nucleotides long. Its product is annotated as nucleobase-ascorbate transporter 11. The record is from RefSeq and is a predicted model, not a curated record. Gene Ontology annotation, biological process: transmembrane transport. Gene Ontology annotation, molecular function: transmembrane transporter activity. The transcript is spliced from 10 exons. Gene Ontology annotation, cellular component: plasma membrane. Lineage: Eukaryota; Viridiplantae; Streptophyta; Magnoliopsida; Poales; Poaceae. Bases 7 to 2415 code for a protein of 802 amino acids.
AGGGCGAUGCGGAGCUCGAGGAGGACUACCGGCCGAGGAGGAGGAGGGGGGGAUGGUGGUGGUGGGGAGAGGGCGGUGCCGCCGUUCGCGGGGAACAACGUGGACCACAACCCGCGGGAGCUGCGGUCGUGGGCGCGGCGGACGGGGUUCCACCCGUCGACGUUCUUCUCCGGGGAGUCGGCGGUGUCGACGUCCUCGUUCGCGUCGUCCGUCAUGCCGCAGCCGCCCCCGCCGCCGCCGCCUGCGCCGCCGGCUACCUCGCGCCGCCCGCCGAGGGCGCCGGAGCGGGAGCUGGAGCUGGAUACGGAGGAGGACGAGGAGCCCGAUCUCCCCGCGCCGCGUCUCGAUCUCGAGCGCGGGUUGGGGCGGGGACCGGGGCGGGGGCGCGGGGGCCGCCCGCUACCGCGACGCCGGAUCGACCUCCGUGGGGAGCUCGAGAUCCCGGACGUAGCGCCGGCGGAGGAGACGGAGACGGACCAGGAGCCGGCGAGGGGGCCAGGGCGCGCGGACGCGAGGAGGGCGAACGGCGUCGACCGCCUGCCCGCGGCGGUGAACGGGGGCAGGAACGGCAACGGCGUGCACGCGGCGGGCGCGGAGGCGAGGAAGAAGGCGGAGGAGGCGGAGGCGAAGCGGAAGGCGGAGGAGGCGGAGGCGAGGAGGAAGAAGCAGGAGGAGGAGGAGAGGGACGCGGAGCUGGCCGCGUACUACCAGGAGCAAUGGGCGAACGAGGAUGACGGCGGCGGCGACGGCGGCGUCCCCGUCGCCAGCGAGACGGCGCCGCUGUACGGGGAGUCCGGGCUCCGGUGCGGCGUCACCGAGAACCCCGGGUGGGUGCCCCUCAUUUUUUAUGGCAUACAGCAUUACUUGUCAAUAGCUGGUUCACUUGUUUUUGUUCCUUUGAUAUUGGUACCGACCAUGGGUGGAUCUGAUGAGGACACGGCAACAGUCAUUUCCACCAUCCUAUUAGUGUCUGGCCUUACAACAAUACUUCAUACUUUUUUGGGUUCUCGGCUUCCAUUGAUUCAAGGAAGUUCUUUUGUAUAUUUGGCUCCUGCAUUGGUGAUUGCAAACUCUGAGGAAUUCAGAAAUCUUAGUGAAAAUAAGUUCAAGCACAUAAUGAGGGAACUACAGGGGGCUAUACUUGUCGGCUCAGUUUUCCAGAUCAUUUUGGGAUACAGUGGUCUUAUGUCACUGUUUCUAAGGUUGAUAAACCCGGUUGUUGUGGCACCGACUAUUGCUGCAGUUGGUUUAGCCUUUUUCAGUUAUGGUUUCCCUCAGGCUGGCAGUUGUGUAGAAAUCAGCAUGCCCCUUAUUGUAUUGCUUCUGCUGUGCACACUGUACUUGAGAAAAGUGUCACUCUUUGGCAACCGUAUCUUCCUCAUUUAUGCGGUGCCCUUCAGUGUUGCCAUUGUAUGGGCUUAUGCAUUCUUCCUCACUGCUGGUGGAGCAUAUAACUUCAAGGGCUGCAGCUCAAAUAUACCCAGUUCAAACAUAUUAAUGGAUUCGUGCAGAAGGCAUCUAGAAACCAUGAGGCGUUGUCGAACUGAUGCUUCUAAUGCAUGGAGAACAGCUGCCUGGGUGAGGGUUCCCUAUCCAUUCCAGUGGGGCCCUCCUACAUUUCAUUUCAAGACGAGCAUCAUUAUGAUAAUAGUUUCACUCGUUGCCUCAGUUGAUUCGCUUUCCUCGUAUCAUGCUGCAUCAUUGCUGGUCAAUCUUAGUCCACCAACACGUGGAGUUGUUAGCAGAGGGAUUGGCUUUGAAGGGAUUUCUACUCUUAUCGCUGGAGUAUGGGGUACAGGGACUGGCUCGACAACUCUAACAGAGAACAUACAUACCCUUGAGAAUACCAAAAUGGCCAGCAGAAGAGCUUUGCAGCUUGGCGCGGCCUUGUUGGUCAUCUUUUCAUUCUUUGGAAAAAUUGGAGCUCUUCUUGCUUCUAUCCCUGUUGCUUUGGCCGCCUCCGUUCUGUGCUUCACCUGGGCACUAAUUGUCGCGCUCGGCUUGUCCACGCUGCGGUACACCCAAGCUGCAAGCUCAAGGAACAUGAUAAUUGUCGGGUUUACGCUGUUCAUCUCCAUGUCCGUCCCAGCUUAUUUUCAGCAAUAUGAGCCCAGCACCAAUCUUAUCCUACCAAGCUAUCUCCUUCCGUAUGCCGCAGCAUCAAGCGGACCAGUUCGCAGCGGCAGCAAUGGGCUAAACUUCGCGGUGAACGCGCUCCUGUCCGUCAACGUGGUGGUGGCGCUCCUCGUCGCCUUGAUCCUCGACAACACGGUGCCGGGCAGCAAGCAGGAGCGCGGGGUGUACAUCUGGUCAGACCCAAACUCGCUGGAGAUGGAUCCUGCGUCCCUGGAGCCGUACCGAUUACCUGACAAGAUCUCGUGCUGGUUCAGAUGGGCCAAGUGCGUCGGCAUCUAACAACAACAAAAAAACAAACAAAAAAAAGGAAUGAAUGAACCCCCCCCCCCCCCCUGGACUGCACAUUGCGGUGCCGGAGGUGAAGAUUCUAUUUGUUCUGUUGCAACCUGCUGCUGCUGCUGCUGCAGGAUUUAUAUGGGGAAACAUAUAUAUAAUAUAUAUAUACACGGGUAUGCUUAUUUAGAUAGGACCAUCUUGCUGCUCCUAGCUCCGAAGAUGUAUUAUUAGCGAUACCACAUGUAAAUGUAGUCGUUUUGUUAGGGAGGAAGACCUAUGUAUUGACGAGUUUGUCUACGUAAAGGAUUUGCUCAGAUUAGUUUGUCUAUAGGCGUGCUGCUCUAAUUUUUCAUACUGAUUGGGAGCGCAAUCAGUGACCCCAAAGAUGAAUUGGAACUAGAUACGCCAUCAAUUGGCAGAACAUAUCUGCUAUAUACGAAAAUUUUGCGCAGCUGCCAUCAUUGUUCAGA